AUGUCUAUUAUAGCAGUUUUUUUCUUUUUAAAUGGUUGUUCUGAAUUUAUUGUAGCACAUUUAUUGAUAUCCAUUGAUAUCGCAGAAGGUAUUCCAAUUAAUCAAGAAGAGUCAAAUAGACGUAGGCCUCCAGCAGAAGUUAAGGCCAUUAAGGCCAUCGAAUGUUUUCCCAAAUUUAGAGGAUUUUUUAUGCGUCUAGAGAAAAUAAAUCAAUCAUCUUCUGCUGAACAAGCGAUAGAUCAAUCUCAUAAUAAUUUGAAUAUAAAAGAUAUAAAAGGACAUAUUUUGGAAAUCGCUUGGGGAAGACCUCGACCUGCUGGACCCAAGUCUAAAGUGCAAGCUGAAACUUUUCAAAUAUU
Funneliformis mosseae is the source of this 359-nucleotide messenger RNA. The record is from the annotation of a GenBank genome assembly. Lineage: Eukaryota; Fungi; Glomeromycota; Glomeromycetes; Glomerales; Glomeraceae.